UCAUUCUGUUCUCUUCGCUUUCUUGUUCUAUUGACUUGUAUCUUCAUCUCUACUCUCCGUUCGUUCACCUAGCUACGAAGGUCAAAUCUCACGACAGCGAACCCUGAAGAGCAUCCUUCACGUUUUGGCCGAGUUUACAUCCACGAGAAACGACUUCCCAUCUUGGCGAAAGAUAAAUAUAGUACACUUUCCCUGGCUCCUAACUGUUUUCUGCCCGACAUCGUAGAGUUGAAAGAGCUAAGCCCGCCAAUACAAUGACAACUGAAUCUGGCACACGAACAGUUGACGUGAACUCACUGCCACCGGCCACGCAAGAAUUCGCUCACCGCAUGUUCGAUGCUGCACGCGAGGGCAACGCCGAGGUCCUGUUAGCAGCCGUUGAUGCGGGUUUACCUGUUAAUCUAACCAACGACAAAGGUAACACGCUCCUCAUGCUCGCCUCCUAUUCCAACCAUCCCGCCCUCGUAUCCGGUUUGCUCGCCAGAGGUGCGGAUCCCAACCGACUCAACGACCGCGGACAAUCUCCCCUCGCAGGAGCGGUGUUCAAGGGCUAUGAAGAAGUUGUACGUGUGCUUGACCAGGGUGGUGCAGACCCGUGGUUAGGGCGACCGAGUGCAGCGGAAACCGCGGUGAUGUUCAAUAGGAAAGAGAUGCUGGAAAUGUUGGGCAUUCAGGAAGGAGACGCGGCAAGGUUGGCUGAGAAUGUACUGGUUGGACCUGGCGUUGCCGCACAGUGUCCAAUUGGGGGGCCAAGGAGCUUGUAAGACAUUCCUGAUUUAAACUUGAUUUUAUAGAUGGAAGACGCCAUCAACCCACCCAUUUCUUUUUUUCAAUCUCAU
Molecule: messenger RNA, 839 nt
Organism: Pisolithus orientalis
Lineage: Eukaryota; Fungi; Basidiomycota; Agaricomycetes; Boletales; Pisolithaceae
Product: ankyrin
Exons: 5
Coding region: 255-764 (169 amino acids)
Cellular component (GO): cytoplasm; nucleus
Molecular function (GO): protein binding
Source: RefSeq, a predicted model, not a curated record